Molecule: messenger RNA, 1683 nt
Organism: Canariomyces notabilis
Lineage: Eukaryota; Fungi; Ascomycota; Sordariomycetes; Sordariales; Chaetomiaceae
Exons: 3
Coding region: 1-1683 (560 amino acids)
Source: RefSeq, a predicted model, not a curated record
AUGUCCCUCGGAAAAUUCCCGUCCAGGCUAGACACGCGGGUUCCUGUUGUGCAAGUUCUUCCGUUGAGCAGGCCAAGGGAUGCAACCGGUGAAGCCGGCCAGGCAAGGUUCGUCCGGCCUCUGCGCCGGGAAAGUCUACCACAGCGGUCAUCGGUCCUGAACACAGCUCCUGUCACCGAAUCAAAACUCGAGUCUGCAGAGGAGGCCGCAAGUCGUGAGCACCUGAGCUUCGAAUGGGAGACCGAGACUUUAAUGGAUACGGCGAGCAACAGCGUUGAGGACAGCCCCAGAACACAGUAUCCCUGCCCGUUUAGGAAACGGAACCCGGUUAGAUUCAAUGUGCGUGAUCAUGGGCGCUGCGCGAACGCUCCGUUCAACUCCAUGUAUGAGCUGAGAUGCCAUCUCGUCUCACACCACAGACGCAAGAGACCCAGGUAUCACUGUCGACGCUGUCUUGCAGAAUUCGAAGCCGAGGCAGCGCUCGAGCGCCAUAUGAUGCUCCCCAGGGAUGAAAUGUGCGAAGUAAACCCCAAGCCUGCAUUAGGCGAUCCCGAGAAUGGGAUAACAGAGGAAACAGAAGAGGUACUAACUGCCGAUGGUACUACCUACGCGGAGGACUGGACCUGGGAGAGGAUAUGGCGGCUGCUAUUUCCUCAAGACACGGAGAUUCCGCAUUCUGACUUUCAGCCUGUUAUCGAACUCGCCGAGGUCGAUCACGUAUUCGACCAGGGACAGGAGGCACUGAAGGCGAGUCUACGAGAAAAAUUGCGGCUCCUGCUCCCAGACACCAUCGAUGAUCAUUACUGCAGUUUCGUUACCGGCCAACUGGACUUGAUUUUUGAGACUCACCGCGCUGAUAUGAUGCGGAAAUCCUUGGCGCUCUGCGGCUCGACAUCGGCUGGGGAAUCCGUUCCAAUACCACCAAGGCGACCAAACCGUAGAUCAAGAAGAAGCACCUUGCUUCAACCUGGCGGUAUACCACACCGCAGUCAUCCAGUCGCACCGGACCAGACAUUAGCAGCUGUCGAAGAGACCAGAGCAAGUGUCACGAGACGCCACGGAAUUGCAUCCUUCAUCCCCGUCACGCUCAAAACCGGAAAGCAGCCCCCUGCACAUCACCAUGGAACGGGCACAGCACCAUUAUCCAGCAUACAACACCCCUUUGGGGAAGCAAGACCGUCGCUCCCCCCCGCCGAUCUCGAGACCACUACGACCCUCCCCCGCGACCCCCGCGAUUCAGGGAUUGGAAUGCCUUGCGACAUAUGCGAGUGCGAACCAGACCAGUGCAAGUGCAGAAGCAGCAGCGGCAGCAGCAGCAGCAGUACCGCUCUCUGCCGCUUACAGCAACUUGGCAAAGAGCAGCACACCGUCGAGUCUGAGCCGAAGCGAGGGAGCUCCGAAUUGUCGGAAUAUGUUUCUCCUACGGGUAGCAGCACGCGGAGUUUGCCUUCCCCAGGACAGGUGGCUCUUGCUGCUCGACAGGAGUUGCGCGCUUACAAGCCUACGCUGAGGGUCAAUACCAGGGUACUGGAUGGCUCUGCUACUGAGGAUGGGUUUGGGACAGUCAUGGAUGGGUGUGGGCAUGGGGAUGGAGAUGUAUGUGCUGGUGGGGGUGAGCGCGGGUUUUUCUCGCCGCAGUCAUUCAAGCAGCGGGUUUUGAGACAGCAGUUGAUGGGCAAUUAG